Messenger RNA from Limulus polyphemus (Atlantic horseshoe crab), 2149 nucleotides. Its product is annotated as UDP-galactose translocator-like. The transcript has 5 exons. Lineage: Eukaryota; Metazoa; Arthropoda; Merostomata; Xiphosura; Limulidae. Gene Ontology annotation, cellular component: Golgi membrane. Gene Ontology annotation, biological process: pyrimidine nucleotide-sugar transmembrane transport. The coding region runs from base 152 to 1243 and encodes 363 amino acids. Gene Ontology annotation, molecular function: UDP-galactose transmembrane transporter activity. The record is from RefSeq and is a predicted model, not a curated record.
AAGAAUCGUGUAGACGUGUCGAAAAGUGUUGAAUUUCUUUCAAAUUUCAAGGGAAAUGAAAAGAGAAGUACAACCGAAAAAGAUCGAUUUUCAGAAUUUUUAGUUUGAAGAUCCAGCUAGAGGUCUGCUACUCUUUAUCAGUGGGCAGCAGAUGUCAAACAAUAACGAAGGAAAAGACUUAGUCGUUGGUGUAACAGAGGAAUCAACUUCAGAUAUGGCCUUGGCAGAAGACUUAAAGAGUGGAACACAGAAUGUUUUGAAGUAUGCUUCACUUCUCACAUUAACAGUUCAGAAUGCAGCAUUGGGUUUAACCAUGAGAAUGGCACGAACCCAAAAAGACCUGUUCAUUGCCAGCACAGCUGUGGUUAUUGCAGAGUUUGUUAAACUAGUUACAUGUCUGAUUAUGGUGUUUAUAGAAGAAGGAAGUUUUAAACGUUGGAGGACCUCUCUACUCAAUAUUGUCAUUAAGCAACCACUUGAUACCCUCAAGGUAUCUGUUCCUUCCUUGGUGUACACACUACAGAAUAACUUAAUUUACAUUGGAGCUACUCAUCUUGAUGCUGCCACAUGUCAGGUUACGUACCAGCUCAAGAUCUUGACAACUGCACUCUUCUCUGUUGCCAUGUUAAACAAGAAACUCUUCAUGUUGCAGUGGGUGGCUUUAUUCUUCUUGUUUAUUGGUGUAGCAUUCGUUCAGUUUGCUCAGGCAAAUACAACUCAAAUAAACCCUGCAGGACGCGAACAAAGUCCUUUCUUUGGAUUCCUGGCCAUAUUUACUGCUUGUUGCCUCUCCGGCUUUGCAGGAGUAUACUUUGAGAAAAUACUGAAGGGAAGUGAUAUUUCUGUGUGGAUGAGAAACGUCCAGCUGAGCACUUUUUCUAUUCCAAUUGGACUGGCCACGACAUUUCUUAGCAGUUACAGUGAAGUUCAAGAGAGGGGGUUUUUCUUUGGCUAUACUAUGUUGACCUGGUUUGUCAUACUUCUUCAAGCUUUGGGUGGCCUUUUAGUGGCCGUGGUUGUCAAAUAUGCUGAUAACAUUCUGAAGGGUUUUGCUACGUCUUUAGCUAUUGUACUUUCUUGCAUUGUUUCUGUUUAUGCUUUCCAGUUCCACCUUACUGGUCAGUUUGCUCUGGGUGCAGGACUUGUGAUAAUGUCCAUCUUUUUGUACAGCAAACCAGCAUCAGCUCACAAGAAGACCAAUGGUCAAGAAAUUGGAAAAAGAACUUACGAAAUGAAAAUCUAAGGAGACUAUUGUGAUUGGAGUAUCUUUAUACUGUAUUACAGUUCUUCUGCAUUUCAAGUAUUUAAACACAAAGCUAUAAAGAAAAAUAUUGUACUCUGCAUGAUUUGGAAAUGUAAUUUAUUUGGAUGUUCUCUUUGUUAGUUAUUCUUUUAGACCACUAUCUUGUUUGAAGUGAAGGUUGUUAAAAAGACAUUGGUGUUUCAUGUAAGGGGUUUUUUUUUUUGGGGGGGGGGUUUGAAAAGAAGCCAUUUUACAUAGCUCUUUUAGACUGUUCAUCAGAAAGGGUUAAACAUGAUUACUCACUUGUAAACAUUAAAAAUGUUUUUAGUUAAAUGUUUAUUUUUGGUAUAAUUAGAUUAAUUUCCUCAUGUGCUGACAGAAAUUUUACGAAAAUUCUGUGAAAAACUUAUUGUUUAUUUUUAUAUAUAUAUAAUUCCAUGUGAAAUCAUGGACAUAGUUUUAAGGCUACAAGAUGUUAUCAUAUGGCAGUGAAAAUACAGUUUAAGCACACCAAUUGUUGCAGUGGACAAAAUUAUAAAUGCAAGGCACUUCCUGGCAUAGAUUACUGUCAUGCACAAAAAUGAAAACUAAUCCAAUUGGAUUAUGCUGUUAAAUGUAGUAUUGAUGUGAUUUUAUUUUCUGUGUAUGUAAGUUAAACUUCUCAAAAAUGCUCCGACAUAUUUUCCCCAAACUGUUAAAAAGAAUAUUUUUCAUGUGUUAUAAGCAAUAUUGUUUUAACACCAAGUGCUCUAGUAAGUGUACCUUAUUUUACAAAUUUGGUAAAAUUUUGAAAACUAAAAAAUACACAGAUUUGUCAGUAAAACAGACGUAUCUCAUAGAUAUGCAAGAGGUUGACUGCACGCUUGCCAAAUACUUCCCAGAAUGGAUUUUCUAAAUUUCUUUGAG